GGUCAAAGUAUAAAAAUCAAAUGUGUAACUUUUUCAAUCAUUAUUGAAAUCCUCACUUCAGGACAUUACGCACUGUUGUAGUGAGUUUUUUUAUUUAAUAAAAUAGGAAUAAAUAUACAGAAAUAUGCGUGAGUGUAUUAGUGUACAUGUUGGCCAGGCUGGUGUUCAGAUUGGCAAUGCAUGCUGGGAACUGUAUUGUAUGGAACAUGGCAUCCGAGUUGAUGGUGUCAUGCAAGAUGCCAAAACUUUCUCUGAUGAUUCUUAUAAUACUUUCUUCAGUGAGACAAGUGCUGGUAAACACGUUCCCAGGGCAGUUUUUGUGGAUCUUGAACCUACUGUUGUUGAUGAGAUAAGAACUGGCCCAUACAGAACUUUAUUCCAUCCCGAACAGCUGAUUACUGGUAAGGAAGAUGCAGCUAAUAACUACGCCCGAGGACAUUACACCAUCGGUAAAGAGAUCGUAGAUUUGGUGUUGGAUAAAAUUCGAAAACUUUCGGACCAAUGUACGGGUUUACAAGGAUUCCUUAUUUUUCACAGCUUUGGAGGAGGGACCGGUUCUGGUUUUACAUCGCUGCUAAUGGAACGUUUGAGUGUAGAUUAUGGAAAAAAGUCUAAGCUGGAGUUUGCUAUCUAUCCAGCUCCCCAAAUUUCCACAGCCGUUGUAGAGCCCUACAACUCCAUCCUCACAACUCACACGACCCUCGAACAUUCUGAUUGCGCCUUUAUGGUAGACAACGAGGCUAUUUACGACAUUUGUCGACGUAAUUUAGACAUUGAACGUCCUAGUUAUGUUAACUUAAAUCGUUUGAUAGGACAGGUUGUCAGUUCGAUCACUGCUUCAUUGAGGUUUGACGGAGCUUUGAACGUUGAUCUGACAGAAUUCCAGACCAAUUUGGUGCCUUAUCCUCGCAUCCAUUUCCCUCUCGUAACGUAUGCCCCAGUCAUAUCUGCCGAGAAAGCGUACCAUGAGCAACUUUCCGUUGCCGAGAUUACCAAUGCCUGUUUUGAACCCUGCAAUCAGAUGGUAAAAUGUGAUCCAAGACAUGGUAAAUAUAUGGCUUGCUGUUUAUUGUUCCGAGGAGAUGUGGUUCCCAAAGACGUCAAUGCUGCCAUUGCCACGAUUAAGACCAAGAGAUCAAUUCAGUUUGUUGACUGGUGUCCCACAGGGUUCAAAGUUGGCAUCAACUACCAGCCACCCACAGCUGUUCCCGAUGGUGAUUUGGCGAAAGUUCAGAGAGCCGUCUGCAUGUUGAGUAACACCACUGCUAUUGCUGAAGCCUGGGCUCGACUCGAUCAUAAAUUUGAUCUCAUGUACGCAAAGAGAGCUUUUGUCCAUUGGUAUGUUGGUGAAGGUAUGGAAGAAGGAGAAUUUGCAGAAGCUAGAGAAGAUUUGGCAGCUCUAGAGAAGGACUAUGAAGAAGUCGGUGUUGAUUCUGCGGAAGGAGAUGGAGAUGAGGAGGAGGACGAAUUUUGAUGACGCCAUUCCUUAUACUUAUUUAUGUGAUGCAAUCUUAACUCCAAGUGCAAUAAAAAAGAUUCAUUCCUA
This is a messenger RNA of Patella vulgata (common limpet), 1546 nucleotides long. Its product is annotated as tubulin alpha-1A chain. The transcript has 3 exons. NCBI's taxonomy places the organism in Eukaryota, Metazoa, Mollusca, Gastropoda, Patellidae. The coding region runs from base 125 to 1474 and encodes 449 amino acids. Gene Ontology annotation, cellular component: microtubule; cytoplasm. The record is from RefSeq and is a predicted model, not a curated record. Gene Ontology annotation, molecular function: GTP binding; structural constituent of cytoskeleton. Gene Ontology annotation, biological process: microtubule cytoskeleton organization; mitotic cell cycle.